Cicer arietinum (chickpea) is the source of this 147-nucleotide messenger RNA. The record is from the annotation of a RefSeq genome assembly. Lineage: Eukaryota; Viridiplantae; Streptophyta; Magnoliopsida; Fabales; Fabaceae.
AUGGCAGUUCCAAAAAAGCGCACUUCUAUAUCAAAAAAAAAAAUUCGCAAGAAUUUUUGGAAAAAAAAGGCAUAUACGACAGCAUUGAAAGCCUUUUCAUUAGCUCAAUCCAUUUUUACAGGUAAAUCAAAAAGUUUUUUUUUGUAA